AAAAAGCUUUACAGGCAGUUUUUUUAUCGCCAACAGCUGAAGGAAGCAACAUCAUCAGACAUCUGAAUCACCCGCAACACAGACAACAUCUCAGACAAUCAUCAGACUAAACCUAGAUAACAAAAUGUCCUGGAGUGAUAUCUUCUACCCUGGAAAUCCUGAGAAAAGGGAGCAGCUUAUCCGCAAAAGUCAACAGUUUAUCAACCUGAUGGAAGACAACUUCUAUGCCACAAACGAACUCAUUGAGGUUCUUAAUGAGUAUGUAGGAUGUCACUUCAGUAAAAUCACCCUAAAUGAAAGGGGCACUCUUAAGGAGAACUGUGAUGUAUUAAUUCAACGUAUCCGUGAAAUCCAGGUUGAGGUAGAAAAGAUUGAUAAGAGGCUGAAAAAUAAACUGGAGCCUACUUUGUAUGAAGAUUUGAAGAAGAUGGAUCUGUCCAUGCUUCUGAACAUGCAGAAGCACAUUAAUGCUGUAGAAAUUGCAAUUGGAGUUUUUGGGAGUGUAGCUGCAGUGAUUGUUUGUUGGUUACUUAAAAGUGGAUUUAUUUUUCAGACUGUAGUUACCAAGAUUGGUUUAAUUGCAUCUUCAAUAAUCGGAACCAUUACGAUUGGGGUGGUGUUCUUGGGAAUUGAUAUGAUUGUUCAGGCCAUCAUGGGCAGUAUUGAGCGUGAUCAGCUUGAGAGAACCUUAAAAGAGUAUGACACUGCUUUGGAGAAUUUCAAACCAGCGUCUAAAAAAUAUCAGUAUAGCGUAACCCAAGUCAAGGUAACAAUUGAAAUAAUGCAAAGUAAAUAAGUUCUAGGUUCUAAUCCGAGUUAUCAAUUCACUGAAUUAGAUAACAGCAUGUAUUGAAGAAUUUAUUAAACAAUAAUCCAAAUUCUACUUUUUAUAAUUUGUACACUAUUUGAACUGUGGAGUAUUUUGUUUAUUAUUGAGAAAAAUAUAUUUCCUGUUCCACAAUGUGAACUAUUCUAAACAUUAAACUAGACAAUGAGAGGCUUUUCUUAAGGUUCAUUUGUAUUUUUUUUCCAAAAUGUGGAUUUGACUUUUUUCAGAAAUGUUUGCUGGAAUUGAAAUGUAACCAGUGCUUAUAAUGACAACAUUGUGUCCAAAACUAAAAUAAAAAGGCCUUUUAUUUGUACUUUAUUUUCUUGCCAAC
This is a messenger RNA of Misgurnus anguillicaudatus (oriental weatherfish), 1160 nucleotides long. The record is from RefSeq and is a predicted model, not a curated record. NCBI's taxonomy places the organism in Eukaryota, Metazoa, Chordata, Actinopteri, Cypriniformes, Cobitidae.